UUAAGUUAGGGUUCUUAGAAUGGCUUAAGCUUGGGCGGGGUAGGGGGGAGAAUGCCGCCGUCCAAGAAGCUGAUCGAGUGCACGGCCUACUGCAGCUGUGGCUACUGCUGCAAUUGGGAAUGGGGAAUCAAAUUGCCAGGCUUCUACUACUUGGGGAUCUCGCCAUCCUGGGUUCCGUUGCGCUUCCGCAAGAGAAAACGGGGGUAUUUGGACGAAGCUGCAUUGCCACUCAUUGCAAAGUUUUGGACUGCCACUAGUCUCUCUGGAUCUCCAUACUACGGUCUUACAUCUAAUGGCACUUUCCCAGCUCAGGCCAGACCACCAAUUUUUUCAAAGCUCAGUUUCUUGCAGUACCACAAGCUCCCAGCUCGUUUGCUUCUUUUCCCCUGGAGACUAUUUCCACGCCAUGGAACGAUCGCAGCUGAUACAAACUACUAUCCUUUUGGAACCAGGAUGUUUGUUCCAGGAUAUGGCUGGGGAAAGGUGGAAGACCGUGGAGGUGCGAUCAAAGGUCCUGCAAGGAUCGAUCUGUAUCAUCAAUCACACAACGAGGCUAUACACUGGGGAAGACGCAAGUUACAGGUACUGGUGGUUCUUCCCGGACAAAGCGUGCUAGAUACAAUGAGAAUACCCAAGCCACUCAAGAACUUGCUUAGAGGUCUCGACUGGGUACGUUGCUUGCUAUUUUAGAUAUAACUAAUCUGCGAUGUUUCCGAGAGUGAGAAACGAAAAAAGAAGAACAGGAAGUCUAGAAGAUCAAACACUUACCGGUAACUUAUCGUCCUUUGGGAUGCACAAGCUGGGAGAAGACCACGCUAGCCGAGGUGUCUUCCGAGCCAUUCUCCUCGAAAGACAUCAUCAUCGUUGGCUGUCGCUCGAUCCGGUGUCUGCCCGGCCAGAUCAGAGUUCCAUCCUCGGGACAUCUCUAUGGGCUCUCCACUGGCAAAAGCUGGGAAGGCUGAGUAAUAUCAUGGUUCCAAGGCUGGCCGGAGACUACACUCCCGAGUCUCUCCAGAAGUUUGGAGAGAUCGCCGAGAGGUGUCUUCCACAAACGGUGGAGCUUACUAUUGUUUUUCAAUUGCCAUCAAAGUGCAAUUAAUCUAUAGCAUGAAGAACAAUAGCAUGUGGGAUAGA
This is a messenger RNA of Selaginella moellendorffii, 1134 nucleotides long. RefSeq lists its product as uncharacterized. Gene Ontology annotation, cellular component: outer membrane. The record is from RefSeq and is a predicted model, not a curated record. Gene Ontology annotation, biological process: peptidoglycan turnover. The coding region runs from base 52 to 690 and encodes 212 amino acids. Lineage: Eukaryota; Viridiplantae; Streptophyta; Lycopodiopsida; Selaginellales; Selaginellaceae. The transcript is spliced from 6 exons. Gene Ontology annotation, molecular function: hydrolase activity, hydrolyzing O-glycosyl compounds.